This is a messenger RNA of Pseudophryne corroboree (corroboree frog), 4921 nucleotides long. It is a transcript of the gene AVPR1A, whose product is annotated as arginine vasopressin receptor 1A. Gene Ontology annotation, molecular function: peptide binding; vasopressin receptor activity. The coding region runs from base 171 to 1409 and encodes 412 amino acids. NCBI's taxonomy places the organism in Eukaryota, Metazoa, Chordata, Amphibia, Anura, Myobatrachidae. The record is from RefSeq and is a predicted model, not a curated record. Gene Ontology annotation, biological process: positive regulation of vasoconstriction; cellular response to hormone stimulus; regulation of systemic arterial blood pressure by vasopressin. The transcript has 2 exons. Gene Ontology annotation, cellular component: plasma membrane.
AGGGCUGUAUAAGUAGUGUCAGUCAUCCUCCUGGCUGCAGGACACGCUCCGGGCUCGCUGCACAGAGGGAAGGAAGGGAAGCGCGGAACCGCGAUCUGUAGCGCAUAAACACAGCCGCAUAUACAGCCGCACUACCAUCGCAGGUGGCAUCCCCACUCAGCAGCAGUACCAUGCGCCUCUACGGGGACGGAGACUCCGGGAAAGAAAUGAGUUUGGGGAAUGAGAGCUACAGGACAGCCCCCUCCCAGUUCCCCUCCAUCCAGCCUAAUACCAGCCUGCCCUCUGCCAACGCCUCGGAGCUGCUGUACCGGGACGAGGAGCUGGCUAAGGUGGAGGUGGCCGUGCUAGCCGUCAUAUUAGUGGCCGCGGUGUUGGGGAACUGCAGCGUCCUGCUGGGGCUCUACAAGUCCAAGAAGAAGAUGUCUCGGAUGCACCUAUUCAUAAAGCACCUGAGCCUGGCGGACCUGGUGGUGGCAUUCUUCCAGGUGCUGCCCCAGCUGUGCUGGAAGGUCACUUACCGUUUCUAUGGGCCGGACUCACUGUGCCGCAUUGUGAAGCACCUGCAGGUGUUCGGCAUGUUCGCUUCGUCCUACAUGCUGGUGGUGAUGACCGCCGACCGUUACAUCGCUAUUUGCCAUCCGCUGAAGACACUCCAGCAGCCCACGAAGAGGUCCUACCUGAUGAUCGGCGGCGCCUGGACCCUUAGCCUGCUGCUCAGCACCCCCCAGUAUGGCAUCUUCUCGCUGCGAGAGCUGGGGCACGGGGUCUACGACUGCUGGGGCGACUUCAUCUCACCGGUGGCGCUAAAAGCCUAUGUAACAUGGAUCACUGUCAGCAUCUUCGUGGUGCCCGUGGUCAUCCUGCUGACCUGCUAUGGAUUCAUCUGCUACAAUAUCUGGAGAAACAUAAAGUGCAAGACCAAGAAUGAGGAGGCGGACAGCAAGAAGACCUACGGGCUGCUCUCCACCUCUGUGAGCAGCGUGAGGACCAUCUCCAGGGCUAAGGUCAGGACAGUGAAAAUGACUUUCGUGAUCGUGUCAGCCUACAUCAUCUGCUGGACGCCAUUCUUCACCAUCCAGAUGUGGUCGGUCUAUGCAAAAGACGUCAACUGGAUUGACAAUGAAGACACUGUGAUUACCGUGACUGCCCUGUUAGGGAGCCUGAACAGUUGCUGCAACCCUUGGAUAUACAUGUUUUUCAGUGGACACCUACUGCAAGAUUUCAUCUACAGUUUUCUGUGCUGCAGUAAAUUCAAGCGAACAUCAAACAAAGAAGAUUCUGAUAGCAGCUCCAGGAGACAAACCUCAUUCACCAGGAUCCAGACAAAAAGUCCAUCCAACAGCAUCGACAACUGGAAGGAGUCCCCAAGAUCUACAAACUCCAUCAAAUUCCUGCCAAUACAAACCUGAAAUCAGAAACAUUGAAGGGUGCCAUUAUAAUGUGGCUCUGCUCCAUGCACUUGGGCACUUGGAAAAAAUGAAAACUAAAUAUUGGAGUACGUUGAUAACCACAUGAUGAAAAGGGACAAAAAGAAAUGUUAAUAAUUUAACAUAUAAGGUAUUAUUACACUGUAACUAAGUUAAUGUGUUCACAGCUUGUAUAAACAUUUGUAUCUAUGUAGUAGAGAUUUUCAGCUACUAAUGAACGUUAAUUGUAACACAAAGUACACAGUGAUGCAGAAUAUUAUUAGCACAGUGUUACUGGCAGUGCUGUGGUGUAAAUAUAUUUUUACUAAAUACACACUUCAUAAAAGACAUUUCUAUGUGUUUAUAUAUAACAACUUUGUAUGAACACAAUUAAAAUACAGUAUGUCCAUACGAAAGUAAUAUAGUGAACACAUUUAUUGCUGUAACAGUAACACAGUACUGUUACUAUAUUUCACUGUGUUGAGGUUUGUCACACAUAUCCUGUGGUGCUUGUAUACACUGUAUUAGCAUUAAUCCCUAUCCAUGUGUGUCGAUCAUAUUCUGCUUUACUGAACUUGCUAAUGUCUUUUCAUUGGUCUUUUUUCUAGUGGUUCUCCUGCCACAUCUCAGUUACAAAUUUUAUUUAGCAGCUAAGGAUGGGAAGUGACGUGCAAUGAGGUAAAUGGCCGAGGAGGCACUGGCUAGUACCAGAGCCAGAUUUACACACAAUAUAUAAGCCAAAGUGUACAUGUGGACAUUAUACAAACGUGCAGCAGUAUAUACUGCUGGAAAUUUGAGGAGUUUUGAUCACAGAUGUAUGGAAAAGAUUGGAAAAGACAGGCAUCUCACCUACCCUAGACCUUGACUCCAGAGUUUUGACUAUAAAAAUUAUUAGAAAAAUACAAAGAAGAUAUUUAUAAUAUAGUCUUUGUAUUUUUCAUAUCAUUUUUAUAGUCAAAACUCUGGAGUAUACUGGAGUAUAACAGGAAAGGCUCCACCUCACCUCAGUGCACGUCACUGGGUGGGAUGUACUAUGAGUAAAAUGCUGAUUAAACUCAGAAUACUGCCAUUUUUGGAGAUUUGCCGCAUUACCUAUAUGUAUCAAGUUCUGGAAAGCUAAACUUACCACUCUGAACCCCCCUCCCCACUAGUCCUCACAACGCAAAGGACAGAACUUGGCAUUUGUUCCUGCACAUGGCAUUAUUGAACGUCACUAUGCAUGUGGUAAGUAGUGAGAUGCAUCGCAUGCAAUAUGCAUUGUAUGAUACAUGCCAUCAGUGGUGGCUCCAGAGACGGACAAGCGCAGUUCAAAAUUCAAAUAGGGGAUCCACACCAACUGCCAGUGAAUCCUGACCAGUGAUCUUUAACAGCGUGUUGGGAGGGCAGUUGGUCUGGCUCCCCUAUUUGAAUUUUGGACUGCGCUGUCCCAUCUCUGCAAAGCUCUGUCCUUUGCAUUGUGAGGACUACUGGGUUUAUGACCCAUGAGUCCUACAUGCAUGUCAUUGACCUUCACAUGUACAAACCAUGGUAGUGAGGAGGGGGGCUUAUAGACCCAAAUCUGGAGCCACCACUGCAUGUUAACCUAAUCUUUGGACAGUUAUGUCUCCUCACCAUCUACUGUAUAUACCAAACUGCUUCUGCUGUGUUAAAAAUGUAGGUUUCUGUUCUGGUCUCAUAAUGUGAAGAAGUUUUUAUCCUGGGAGUAAGUGAGAUCCCUCUAAGUUAUCAUGUUGUUCUCUACUGCUUUCAUCACAUUGCUUCUCUUAAAAUAAUCUGGUAUUUUUAGAGAAUAUCCUUUCUUGAAUCUUAAACAUCUGUAUUUUAUGUAUAAAAGCAUUAGAAAUCAGUAGCCUGAAACCAAAUACACAACUAACUACACAGGUUAUCAUAAAUUAAACAUUUGUUUUUAUAUAUACAUAUAUAUAUAUAUAUAUAUAUAUUUUUUUUUUUUUUUUAUUUAUCCUUAAAGGAUAUUUAAGAGAGUGGUAAGUAAAUACUGUAGUUUCCAGUAACCUCAGUUUUCCACUGACAGAUACACAGGGGUGAAUUUACACAAGCUUCUAAAAAUUAGAAGUAGUGAUGUUGCCCAUAGCAACCAAUCUGAUUCUAUCAUUUCUCUAUUGCAUCCCAGGAAAUGCAUAGACAGAACCUGAUUGGUUGCUAUGGGUAACAUCACUCCCUUUUCAUAUUUUAGAAGCUUUAGUACAUUUACCCCACAAGUGCUGAAUUUUUAAUUGCAAAAAGACGUGCAGUUUACGCUAGUGUCAUUCUUUCCUGUAACAACUAAAUGUAAAGAUAUUCAAUCACAUAUAUGUAUCUAUGCCUAUAAGUACAUUUUAAGUUAUAUGGUAAUAUAUUAUCAUUGAAUACAAAAUAUUUGUAUAUUUUCACAAGAUUUGUCCAAACACUGCUUUAAGCUACAGGUUUUCUAAACAUUACAGUUAGGUUACUUGUGUGCAUGUAACGCCCAUUACAAGAUUUGUUUGCAUUAUCUAACACAAUUUAUUAAUGAUGUGAAUAUUUAUUUAUUUUUUGUGUAAGAAAUAUUCAUUGGAUUUUUUUUAAUAUAUAUAUUUGAACAAGAGAAAACAACUGUGGUAUGCCCCAUGGCAAGCAAGUAGAGUAACAAUUAAAUACUAAUACACAUGUAUGCUAUGAUAAAUAUCAAAAUACAGAAAAGAGUACAAUAUACAUCAUAUGAAUGACCAUGGUAUAUAAACAGGUUCAAAAGAACAAUGAAAGUUUCUCUUAAAAAAGGAAAACAUGUUAUAAAAUAUUGUAUGGAGAGAAGAGAAGGAGAACAAGAAAGGAGAACAACAAGAAAAAGACGGAAAGGACUUAGAUAGGGAAGGGAAAGAGGUCAUCACCGGUGCACCAAAAAAGUACUGGGCUACUGUAUUUCCUGGCGAAGUGAACAUUUACGGUCAUGUCUGGCUAUCCAGAUAUUAGUUUUAAAUUUAUAUUCUGUAAGUAUUUUAUAAUACAAUGAAAAUAUGGAGUAUAAUCAUCUACAUUUAUAAUAAAAGUACCAGAAUCCAAUGUUUGCUCUCCUUCUGCGCAUCUUUCACUUCGGUAUCCGGUCUCUAGGUCGACCAUACUUAGGUUGACAAUGUCUAGGUCAACCACUAUUGGUUGACAGUAACUAGGUCAGCAGGGUUUCUAUGUCGACAGAGUUUCUAGGGCGACAUGUUCUAGGUCGAAAAGGUCAAAAGGUCGACAUGAGUUUUUCACAAUUUUUUCUUUUUUUGAACUUUUUCACGCUUCAUGAUCCACGUGGAUUAUGAGUGGGAAUAGUAACCUGUGCCGAGAGCAGUGAGGCACCUUUCCCGAAUGCGAGGGGACACGUUGCACUAAUUGGGGUUCCCGGUCACUGUACGGAGAGAAUGACGCAAAAAAUGAUUUAAAAAACUCAAGUCGCCCUAUUGACCUGUCGACCUAGAACAGUGAUGGCUAACCUUGACACUCAAGCUGUUGUUGAACUACACAUCCCAGCAUGCCCUGCAUCAGUUUUAGCA